CUAUUACGAGCGAAUGCAGCCAUUGUUGAAUAGGGGGCAUUUCUAUUCCGUUUCUUCUCCACAAAAUAGCUGAUUCGGUGCCCAAUAAUUCCAUUUUACCCUCCCCAAUAAUUCCUUUCGUUUUCCUCUGUCUCUUUGCCUCUGUUUUUUGUGAUUUUGAAAUCCCUUGCUUCAUCGAAGACUCAUUUGAGUGGGUUGUUCUUGUUAGCUUAAAAACAAUGUUUUAUACCUCCCAUACAAUGGCAAAAUCUUGAGUGGAACCUGGUUUUGGGUCUGUGAUUUUUCUUUUUAGCCCCAACAAACAUUUUAGAGGUCAACUAGAAUUCUGAUACACACUAUUGAGAAUAUUGGAAAACCAGAGUGAAAAUGGAGAAGCAAAGGAAAGAUGGAGAGGUAGAGGCAGUCCCGGUAGUGAUAGGUGGCAUGGUUUUGGACAUUCAAGCCACUUCUUCAAUUCCUCCACAUCCAAGAACCACUUGUCCUGGCCAGAUAUAUUAUGUACAAGGCGGCGUGGCCAGGAACAUAGCCGAAUGCAUGACAAAACUUGGAGCUCAGCCUUUUAUGAUUAGUGCUUUGGGAUUUGACAUGCCAGGAAAUUUGUUGUUGGAGCAUUGGAAAUCUGCAGGACUACGGACAGAAGGCAUUAGGAAGCACAAGGAUAUUAAGACUCCCACAGUCUGUCAUAUACUUGAUGUUACUGGAGAGGUGGCGGCUGGUGUUGCCAGUGUGGAAGCAGUUGAAAUGUUUCUUACACCCGAGUGGAUUCAACGAUUCAAGCACACAAUACAUUCUGCUCCUCUAUUGAUAAUUGAUGCAAAUUUGAGUCCUCCUGCUUUAGAAGUUUCUUGUCGACUAGCAGCUGAGUCAAACGUCCCAGUGUGGUUUGAGCCUGUAUCAAUUGCAAAAUCUAAAAGAAUUGCUCCGAUUGUAAAGUAUAUUACUUUUGCUUCACCUAAUGAAGAUGAACUAAUUGCUAUGGCAAAUGCUUUAUCUUCUCAAAAUUUAUUUCGUCCAAUUGAAAGGAAUAAUUGUUCUACGGAUACUUUGUUCCAGAUGCUGAAACCAGCAAUCUGGCUUUUGCUGGAGAAGGGUGUCAAAAUUCUUGUUUUGACUAUUGGUUCAGAUGGUGUACUUUUAUGCACUAAAGGGGAAUCAAUCUCCUGGAGAAUUUGUCUGGAAAAGACGCAGCAACAUGGAUUUAGUCGACAGUUAUUUGAAAAUAUGACAUCAAGCUGUCCUUCAAAUUUGUAUUCUGAUUCUAAGGUUCUUGAGAGAAGCCCAAAUUUCUUAGCUGUGCAUUUUCCUGCACUCCCUGCAUCUGUUGUAAGGCUUACAGGAGCUGGUGAUUGUCUAGUCGGUGGAAUGAUUGCAUCCCUUUCUACAGGUUUAGAUGUGAUGCAGAGUGUAGCAAUUGGUAUAGCUGCAGCCAAAGCUUCGGUUGAGGUGGACAGCAAUGUACCUUCUCAAUUUAGUUUGCCAACAAUUACAGGUGAUGCCAGGAUUGUAUAUUCAACUGCCAAACUUUUGCAACAUCAAUCUAAGCUGUAAUGUCCAAAGAAGGGGCAUGGAGUUUUGGUAAACACCCAAAGUUAGAGCUAUAUGUGCUUUGCCUCUUUUAUUGUUAUACAAAAAAAAACCCUGGAAAUUGCGACUUGAGCUUUUAUACACCAUAUUUGCAGAAUAAAUAGCAAUGCAGCCUUAUAUUUUGUUGGCAUGACUAUAUCUUGUUUUCUCAGUCUAUUAUUAAACUGAAUGGAACAUAUACUGAUCUUUGUUGUUGCAAGGAA
Messenger RNA from Gossypium raimondii (Peruvian cotton), 1787 nucleotides. RefSeq names its product pseudouridine kinase. Gene Ontology annotation, molecular function: kinase activity. NCBI's taxonomy places the organism in Eukaryota, Viridiplantae, Streptophyta, Magnoliopsida, Malvales, Malvaceae. The transcript is spliced from 9 exons. Bases 367 to 1548 code for a protein of 393 amino acids. The record is from RefSeq and is a predicted model, not a curated record.